AAGCAGCCGCUGCUGCCCAGCUUCGACCUGGCGGGCGUGGCGCAGCUAAUCCAGGGGGGCCGGGCCAAGCGCAUCAUCUGCAUGUGUGGCGCCGGCAUCUCGCGCCGCAGCUGCCGCAUCCCCGACUUCCGCAGCCCCGGCACCGGCCUCUAUUCGCAGCUAGCCAAGUAUAAGCUGCCUUACCCGCACGCCGUGUUUGAGCUGGGCUACUUUCGCAGCAACCCGCGCCCUUUCUUCCUGCUGGCCAAGGAGCUGUUCCCCGGCAACUACCUGCCCACCCCCACCCACUUCUUCAUGAAGCUGCUCCACGACAAGGGCCUGCUGCUGCGCUGCUUCACGCAGGCACGCGCGCACGCUGCGGAGGCCUGGGCAGCAAACAUCGACUCUCUGGAGCAUCAGGCGGGCCUGCCCGCCGAGGCGGUGGUGGCGGCGCACGGCAACUUUGACAGCGCGCGCUGCAUCAAGUGCAGGCGCCCGCACGACACGCAACACGUGCGGCAAGCGGUGUUUGCCGGGGACGGCAACCCGUGUUACUGCAGCUGCGGCGGGCUGGUCAAGCCCGAUAUUGUGUUCUUUGGCGAGAGCCUGCCCGAGCGGUUCUGGGAGCGCGUGCCGCUCGACUUCUCUGCGGCCGACCUGCUCAUCGUGCUGGGCACCAGCCUGGUGGUGCACCCCUUUGCGGGGCUGAUAGACCACGUGGGGCCCCAGGUGCCCCGCCUGCUGGUGAACCGCGAGGUGGCGGGCGAGGCCGCCGGCGGCACGCUGCCCGUCGGCCUGCGCCAGGGCUUCAACUUCGGGGCCGGCAACUACCGGGAUGCUCUGUACCUGGGAGACUGCGACGCCGGGGUGCGCCAGCUGUGCCAGCUGCUGGGCUGGGAGGCGGAGCUGGAUGCGCUCAUUGCAGACGGCAGGCAGCACUUCCACCCGCCGCCACACACGCCCGCGGGCGAGGCGGGCGAGGCGGCGGCGUAGCUGGCACAGCCCUGCCCUGAGCAUCCUCCCUGAGCAUCCUCCCUCCCUGCCCUGAGCAUCCUCCCUGCCCUGCCGUGGUGCGUUCAAGUCACUGGUUGCAUCAAGGGGGCGCCUGCAACACACGCCUGCUGGCAGCCAGGGAUCGAUCGCGCGCGGUAAUCGGGCGUGGGAGGCAGCAAAAUAUGGCUGGCCAAAGUUCAUGCGCCCGAUUGGGAGGGGUGCCUUCACGACAAAGGCACUCAGCAAGCAAGCACAGCAAGGCGAACAAGGCAGGAAGGGGGGCGGCCGUCACUUGGUUGGGCCAUGCCGGUAAGGGACAGAGUGCACGCUCUGGGGCGCAGCGUGAAGGGCUGGCCCGUUCCGGAGCACACAAAAGAUUGGAUGAUUGGGGGCACAGGGAAAACGACAGGAUAGCGGAUGGGUGUUGGAAUGCCUUUGGCAGAAGAGAGGGAGGGCAUCAUCACGACGGCGCCCGCCUGUCAGCAGCUGCUGAUGCAGGCAGGGCACGGUUCACUGGGCGGCUAGGCACGGGGAGGGAUAAGCCGGCUUCUUUGGGGCGGGAUCGAGAAGGGGUGUGGGUUUGUGUGUCGCGCAAGGGAAGCAGGGCAAGAGCUAACGGGGGGCUCCCGCCUCACAGGUUCAGGCAUGGGGAGCAUUUCCGGUACGGCGCGCCGGGUAUCCCGGGCGCGUGACGCAAAAGUGGGGAGGGAAGGGAAAAGAUGAGGGGUAUAGCGGUGGCAAUAGAGUGGCAAUUCGCGGUGUGGCCUGGCGUGGCGCCUGAAUGCAGGAGGGCCCCAAGCACGAGGCCAGCCCGCCAGCAGCCUCACGCCUGCGCCGGCACGGGCGCGGGCGC
Messenger RNA from Chlorella variabilis, 1825 nucleotides. RefSeq lists its product as hypothetical. The record is from RefSeq and is a predicted model, not a curated record. Bases 82 to 972 code for a protein of 296 amino acids. NCBI's taxonomy places the organism in Eukaryota, Viridiplantae, Chlorophyta, Trebouxiophyceae, Chlorellales, Chlorellaceae. The transcript has 8 exons. Gene Ontology annotation, molecular function: NAD+ binding.